AUGCUUUUAGAAAAUUAAAUGAUGUCUAAUUUAUUUAAAGAAAUAAUUAUUAUACUUGCAAUAAUGCUGAAAGUUUAUAAAUAAUUAUAAAUUGUAAGAGUGAUCUUAGUUUUUUUAAAAUAAGCAAUAUCUAUCAUAUAAUAACUUAAUAAAAAAAACUGCUAUAUUCAUGUUUUGAUCAAAGUAGUUUCGAUAGUAACAAUUUUCGCUUUAUUUUUUGAAUUUGCAGUUUGUGAAUAUUUAUUAAUAGUUUCGAUUUUUCUAUCUAUCAUAACCUAAAUUACAUAGAAAAUUAGAUCAUAUUAUAUAACAACUGAAAAUCAAGCAAAUAUUAUUACAUUAUAGGUAUAAUUUUAUUUAACUUUAAGUUAAUUGAUAUGGCAUUAAAUAAACCUAAUUCUUAAGAAAAUCAAAUUAUUUGUUAGAUUGCUUUCAAUAUGCAUAAAUGUGUAAAAUGUUAGUUACCUUCUAAAAUUAUUUAUUGUUUAUUUAAAAAUAUCAUAAAUGAGAAUUCUGAUUUGAAUUAUCUUAUCCAGUUUUGCUAUUAUCUAUCAGAAAAAUACCCAAUAAAAUCCUUAAUUAAGUUAUUGAAAAUAUAAACUAGAAAUUUAUAUUUUAUAGGGACAUCUAGAAAUUUAAUUAAAUACUUAAGAAAAUAAAGUGAUUUAUUGCUUGAAAUAUUUUAAAAGCAAUUAUUUUUUCAUAAAAAAGAGAAUAAUUAAAUUAAAUUAAAAACUAAGAUAGUUUAUGAGUGUUAUUUUUCUUAAGAAUAAUUAUUUCCAAGUUUUGAAAAAGUAAUAAUGUAAAAAAUAAGCUUUUAUCAUCAUUUAAUAAAGGGAUAUUAAAAUAUUGAAACUUAUUUUAAUGAAGCUUUAUCUCUUUCUGAAAAUAUUAUAUAAUGUAAAUAAUUAAUGAACCAAAAAUAUGAUAUGAUUAAUGAAAGGCUAAAAAAUUCAGAGAUCUAAGAGUCUUUAAGUAUGAGAAUAAUUCAACUUUAUUAUUCAGCGAUAUAUAAUAAUUAAUAUUUAUCUUUUAAAAUUGAAAGAAAAAUAGAAGAAUAUUUGAAAAAUGAAAGAUUUAGAUAAGAUGAACCAUUAAGCAGUAUUCAGUUAAUCUAAAGUAAUUAUAAAAAAUAUCAAAAGAUAGAAUAUUUAUAUUUUAAUCUAGUAUAAUAAAUAAUAGAGGAUAAUUUAUUAAUUUAGACACAAAAAAGCUCUCAUUAUUUUUAGAGGAAAAAGAAGAUAAUCUUAAGUAUAUAAAACAUUGUUCUUAAUUAAUGCCAUCAUUUUUAGGAAUUAUACAUGAUGAUCUCAUAGAUAGAUUUAUCAAUUAUGGUUUUGCAUAAACUCAAAAUUAAAGUCGAAAAACCUAUAUUUAAAAUUCAGAAGGAUAUAUUGAACCUUGUUUCAUAAGCAUUUAUCCUCAUUAUGAUAUAGAUAAUAAUGAUUUUAUCAUGAACAUAAUUAUGAGUAAAGUUCAAUAAAAUCAAAUGAUAAUAUUUGGAGUUGAUGGUUCUAUUCAUGGUAUUACUUAAUAGUUUUAUGAAAAUGCUGCUAAAUCUAAUUAUCAUUUUAUGAAAAUUUUUAAAUGUGAAAAAAAAUUGAACAAUUAAAAAGAGUAAUCAAAUGUAAGGUCAUUUUUAGAAAAAAAUCCAUUAAUAUAAUAUUAUAUUCCAAAUAUAAUGUUGUAAGUUGAACUAUUAGUAAAACAGUAUUAAAAAACAAAAUCUUUUAUGCUAAGUAAUUUAAAAUCUACUUGGGUAAUUCCUAAUAAUCAUCGAAUGUGUUUAACGUAAACCUAAAAUUUAUUAGAACCUUUUAAAAUUCAAAAUACUAAUGAGUAUUCAAAUAAAUAUAGAAAUUAAUAUUUUUCGACUCUUAAAUAAAGAUUUGAUUUAAGUAAGGAUCGAUAAAAAGUUAAUGAUUUGUAAUUAUUAGAUUGGAAUGAUAAUAUUGAUGGAAUUCCUAUUAUAUUACUUUAACCAUAGUUAUAAUAAUAAUUAAUUGAAAUUGUAGAUUUUGGAGAUAUUUAAAAAUCUUAAUUUCAAUUAGCACUUUAAUAUGAUUUACAGUUUAAUACUUUUUAAACCCAAAAAAAAAAAGUUGGAUAUUUUUUGUUAAUUUUAACAGAUUAUAAAGUAUUAUCAACUUAGUAGAUGAUUUCUAAUUCUGUUCUAUUUGAAAAAAACAUCAAAUCUGAGGUUCAAGAGGAAAAAAUACAAUAAAAUGUUAAGUUAACUUAAUCAUUAGCUUUUUUAAAAAAAUAGGAGCAAUAUGAAGCAAUUAAUGAAGCAAAAUAAGAAUUUAAAGCCAUAAACGACGACAUACCUGAGAUUUAGAAGGAAAAUGAAUACUUAUGUUUAAGUAGCGCAAAUUAAAGUUUUGAAUAGCAUUUAAUUAAAAAUCAGAUUCAAUUAAGAUCCCCUGAAACUCAAGCUUAAGUAGAUAUUUAUGCAGGACCUUUAGUAUUGAAAUCCAAAUGUUCAGAAAAUUAUAAUAUUGAAGAUAUUGAUUUAAAUGAUCAUAAUGAAUAAGUAAUUAUUUAAUUGAUUAUUUAAGUUUAAGAAGUAGAAAAUUUCUAAAACAGAUCUAAAUUUUAGUAAAAAAAAAGAUGAAAAAAGUAAAAGUAAAUCACACUUAAGAGAGAAACUAUAAUAUUUUAAAAAUCAAAUAUAAGAGAACAAUGAUUUUGCAUCCAAUCCUUCAAGAUCAUCAGUUUGUUCAACUUAAAAGGAAACCUAAUACUUGGUUGAAUAAAUAUAUUCGAAAACUCAAAUUAUUUUACCUUUGUAAAAAAUCUCAUUUAUUUUGGCAUUAAUUUUAAUCUCUAUAGUUGUUAUUUCAUUGAUUAAUAAUAUGAUGGUUCUGAAAAAUCUUGAAUAAUAAUCAUCAGAAGUAAUGAAUUUAAUAGAACCAUAAAAUAUAACUUAUUUUUAUUCCUCAGUAAUUUAUUAGCUUUGGUCGAUUUAAUUACAAUAAUAAAAUAUAAUUAACAUAUCUUAGUUUAUAAAAUAAAGAAAUAAUGAGACAUUAAAUACUAUGUUUUAGAAUGGAAGAAUCUAUUUAAAAAAAUUAAAUAUUAAUGUUCCAAAACUAGCUUAAAGGUAAGGAAUUUAAGAUUUUGAAAUUAAAUAUUUCUAAAAUAAUAUUUUUAGUACUUUUACUUAUAAUAUCCAAGAUUUUUACAUUAUGUUAAAUGAAGCUAUUGAACAUACUUACAGAAUAAAUCUUAAUUCUCCUACUCCAUAUUAUGAUCAAUUAUAUACAUCAGGAUUUAUUAGAUUAAAUUUUAUUUAAAUGGCAAAAUAAAUUAAUACUUUUGUUAUUGAAUUAAUAGAAGAUACAAUUUUAUCUUAAAACUAAAUAGAAUUUAAUUUUAAAAAUCUUAUCCUCAUCGAAUUGUUUCUUGUAUUGUUUUUAAUAGUAAUACAAGUAAAAUACUGGAAUUUUAUUGAUAAACUUUAAAAAUCUAUCUUAUUAUUAGUUUCUUCUUUAAAUGAAAAUUAAGCAGUUGAUUAAAUUAUAAAAUUUAUGGCUCUUAAAUCAAUUUUAGAUGAAAAGAAUUAAAAUAAUUGGAAAAUUGAAGACUUUUCUUAAAUUAUGACUUAGAAUUCAAAAAAAAAGAAUUAGAAAUAGAAAUAAAUUGAAACUUUUGGCAAACAAAGUAAUUCAGAAUCCUCUUUAACAUCAAGAAUUAAUAAAACUUAACAUUUUACGAAACUUAAUUAUAUUGUUAUCAUAUGUUUAAUAAUUUUUUGGAUUUCUUAUUUGCUAACAAGUUAUUUAUUAUUUGUUAAGAAUCAUGAGAAUUUUUAACCAUCCUUAAAAGCUACUCUAAGAUAUGGGGAAUUUAGAAUAAAGAUGGAUAUUACAAGUAUUUUAGGAGGUUUUAUAAAAACUGAGAAUUUAUUACCAAAUAAUAAUCUUUCAUUUAUAAAUUAAACUGAAACUAUAGAAUUGUUUUAAGAAUGCAAAAGUUAAUUACUAUUAAUAAUUAACGAAGUAUCAACUACAAUCUUAGAAAAUGCUAAUAAAAAUAAUUAAAAUAGUCCAUUUGAUAGUUUCUUGAAUGAUGAUAUAUGCCAAAUAAAACAUUGGGAAGAAAUUAAGUCUUGUGAUCCUUCUAAAUAAAAUCUUCCUUAUUCUAAGUAUUAUAGAAUUAUAAGUUUUUAGCUUGGAUUCAAUACAUAAUUUAAUUUCAAAUGGCAUUUUAGGUUAUACUGCUUCUCUAAUUAAAUAUAUAGAUUAGGAAUUUUAUAAUGAAUUAAAUCAGCUUCAUUAUAAUAGUAAAGAUGAAAACGCCUUUACAAUUGAAAGCCAGUAUUUUCAAAAUUACUUUCUUUAAUAUUUUAGUGACACAUAAAAUACUUUUUUGGAUUUUUUAACUUUAUUUUAAAUAGAUAACUAAAACAUUGCUGAAAAAAUAAUAAAUUUAAUGGAAAUAUAUUAUAUAAUAUUAGGAUUUAUGUAAAAUUAAAAUUAAAUUUUUAGCUAUUUCAUAUUUAUGUUGAGUAUUUGUAUAAUAUGGAUAUUUUUGUAAUAAAAAAAGAUGAGAUCACUUAGAUAGAUAUUAGUACUUAUUCCUUUAGAUUUAAUAUAAAAUUAAAACAUAAAAAAUAGAAUUAAACUAAUAUUUAGUUGGUUAUAUUGA
This is a messenger RNA of Paramecium sonneborni, 4650 nucleotides long. Lineage: Eukaryota; Ciliophora; Oligohymenophorea; Peniculida; Parameciidae. The record is from the annotation of a GenBank genome assembly.